GUAUAUAAUAUGAGUGUGCGGCUCCGAACUGCAGCUGGACGCUUGCGUUGCACAUGUGCGGAAGAAAUCGGAUAAAAAGCGUAGAACAAAGCAGCGUAAUGACCGACUGAGAGUCAGAAGAAGACAAGAAAGACAAAAUAAGAAUAGAUUCUCUGCUCAAAGUCUCUGAUAGUGGGAAGAGGACACGCCACAGCGCCGCAUCACCGGGGAAUAUCUUCAAAAUGGAUCUUCACAACAAAGAGUUUCUGUCUGGGGAGAUUUUGCCUGUGGUGAUUAUUGGUAACGGCCCAUCGGGGAUCUGUCUAUCAUACCUGCUGUCGGGUUACACCCCCUACCUGUCACCUGAGGCAUCGCACCCGAACCCCCUGCUGCACAGCAAGCUGGGAGAGCAGCCUCACCUGUCGCUGCUGGAGCAGGACCUGGAGUACCUGUGCGAGGGGCUGGAGGGACGAUCGUCCAAUCCCGUAGCUGUGCUCUUUGACUCGCUGCUGCUGCCUGACAGCGACUUCGGAUUGGACCACACAUCGCCGCUGGAAUGGCGAUACGAGCCCGAGCGUGCUAUCCCUCACCUGGUGCUGGGCAAGGGGCCGCCUGGAGGCGCCUGGCAUGCCAUGGAGGGCUCCAUGUUAACUCUGAGCCUCGCUAACUGGAUGGAGCUUCCCGGACUCAAACUGAAGGAGUGGAUGAGAGAAAAGCGCAGAAACGUACGAAAUGACCGCGCCACACCAGCAGAGAUAGCCUCCUACUAUCAACACUACGUUUCUCAGAUGUCUCUGGAGCAGAAUUUUGCCUGUGGGACCACGGUCACUUCCGUAACCAGAAAGCCUGGCGGGCAAGAUGGGUCGCCGCCCUGCUGGAGAGUGACGGGACUGCAGCGCAGAGAGGGGGAAGAACUUGGGGAUGGUUCUUCCGUCUCCACGGAGGUGCCGUUCUCCCUGUUGGCCCACAAUGUGGUGUUGGCAACAGGGACCCACGACAUCCCGGCCAGGCUCGGCGUGGAGGGGGAGUCCCUGCCCUACGUCUGCCACUCUUUCUGGGAGCUAGAGGCGGCCAUCUCUCGUGGCGAACUCGACCAGUCUUCAGACCCUGUGUUGGUGGUGGGGGCGGGGCUUACGGCGGCCGAUGCAGUACUGGCUGCCCACCAUCUCAACACCCCCGUCUACCACGCCUUCAGACGCUCGGUCACUGACCCCGACCUCAUCUUCAACCAGCUGCCCAAACUGCUGUACCCAGAGUACCACAAGGUUCACCAAAUGAUGACUCAGCAGCAGUGCCGGCCAAGCCAUCCACCACAUGACCACACUCAGAGCCUGCAUGACGACUCCACCCCUUCCUCUCCUUCCUCCCUCCCACCGUCUUCCUCCACCAACUCGUCCACCUCGUCCUACCCGGGUUACCUGAGUUUCCCGCGGUACAGGGUUGUGGCCUUCAGACCAGACAAGAAAUGCGUUCUGGAGUCAGAUGCUGGUCAGCAGAUGGUGGUCCAGGUCUCCAAGGCGCUGGUGCUGAUCGGCGCCCACCCAAAUCUUUCCUUUCUGAAUGACAAUGGUCGUUCGCUUGGCAUCAAUCCCAGUGAGACAAUCUCGUGCCGGAGGAACCCUAUCGAUGUGGACCCAUUCACAAACAACGUGGUCGCGGCAGACGGCCCAGGCAUGUACGCCAUGGGGCCGUUAGUUGGAGAGAACUUCGUCAGGUUCCUGAAAGGAGGAGCACUGGCUAUCGCUAGUGACCUCGCCAAAAGACAGAGGGAGGCAGGGGAAAGAGAAGUGGGGUGCUUGACCACAGACAGAUUCAUGGACAGAUGGGUGGACAGACAGGUGACCACACAGACAGACGCAGAGGUUUGUGUCCUGGAGUCGUAGCAUGUUUUCCUAGGACAGGAAGGUUGAGUGGACUUAAGCAAACUCUGAUCUGAUCCAAACUAAUGGACCCAGACUUAACAGGAAGUGCUGCAAUCAAAUCAGCACAGGUUCUGUUUUCCAGAAAUCACGUAUUAGGGAAGUUGUUUCAGGGUGUGAAAUGGGCAACAGAUCUGUUGUGGAUCUGGUCAACAAAGACCCCGGACCUGAGUGACCCUGAAGGCUAACAGCAGCUGGAGAAAUGCUGACAGUUGUGCUGGGAAAGAUCCUGCAUGCUCAGCCACAUGAAAGAGGAAGAGAUACUGCACCGUGACAGAUGUGGUUUUUCUGUCGCAGUAUUAAGCUUCAAAUGUUCAUGCUUACCACCUGUAAGCUGUUCUGGAAGCCGUGAGCUCCACCAUGAGUCUACUGUACGUGUUGUUAUGUUUUCUUCACUGCCCUCUGGUGGUCACAUGACGCAAUGGCAACAUUCUUUUGAAAUUACGUAAAUCGUAUCUUCCACAUAUGUGGCUUUUCUGUAAAGCAGUGAUUGACAUAAUCAUCUCUGUGGUAAACUAAAAUUAUUAUACUGGUUUGAUCUUCGUGUACAGCUGGUAUAAUUUUUUAAUAUUGAUAAGUGUGUAUGCAUGUUAUUGUCAAAAGACUAACAUGUUCAGGCUUAUACAAAGUGCUCAGCUUCUGCCUGCUUUAUUUACAUCCUGCAGUCGAAGGCAGAAGAGACAGAAAACGAUGAGAAGUCGUCCUGAUAUUAGCUGCCCAGGAUCGGUUUAUUAUCACAUCCUGGUCAGAAACUUCCUGGUUAAGGUUUAACCAGUGGGCAUCAUACAUGACCAAAAGCACACGCGUUGCCUCCACCUCGCUCGUUUUAACCAUGUACAGUGGGGAUAAUUAACAUGUUUCCAAAGCUAAAAAUGCAUUUAACUGCAAGCAGUUUUUGCAGCACUACACUGUCACAGAUUCAUGCUUCUUUCUUUAUAUCAUUUUCUACGUGUUUGUACAUCGAUGAUUUCCUCUUUUGUGACUCUAAGGUGCUUUUUUUUUAAUGUUAAACAGCCGACUGCACCGACCUGAUAUCUUUGUAAAUUGUUGGGGUAUGAAAAGGUUUGAUACUUAACAAAGCCAAGAGAGAAACUUCUAUAUUUUUUCUACAAUUCUUUUCACUGAACAUGUUUAAUUUUGUGUUUCUUCACUGUGAACACUAAUACGACACUGACAGAUGACAGCGCUGUUCUUUUAGUCCUGUUUGUGUUGCUGUAUUGCCUCCAGUGAUGGCUGUCACUCCUGUGAUUCUCCUCUGCGUCUUUGUUUUGGAAAGACGACGCAGCACGAGAGUGAUGAUGCACUGCCGAUUUCAAGUUGUAACGCACAGACUUUCAGUGUCAUUUUGAUUAACAUUAACCAUUGUUGGUUGUUGUGAUGAGCGACAAACGAGAAAACGCAUCACUUUGACACAAACGGUGGGUUUUAGCUUCUUGUUUGGUUGUUUUGUGGAGAGUUUGGACACCUUCUGCCUGAUGGUGGACUUUGAACUCGAUUAGCCAGCAGUGCCUGAAGACACACGGUUCACAGCAGUGUUGUUUUUACUCCACCUGAAUGUUUCUUUUGAGAUGCAGUAAAAAUCAAGUCUGCUUGUUUUUAGUGCAACUUUUUUUUUUAUCCUGAUUUGUAUGUCAGCAUAAGUUUACAGUCAAAUCUGUAUUUUUCCAUAUUCAUUUGGCCGCGGGUUUCUAUUAAAAAGUUUUUCAGCAAA
Scatophagus argus is the source of this 3609-nucleotide messenger RNA. RefSeq names its product oxidative stress induced growth inhibitor 1 (gene osgn1). The transcript has 8 exons. The coding region runs from base 222 to 1862 and encodes 546 amino acids. The record is from RefSeq and is a predicted model, not a curated record. Lineage: Eukaryota; Metazoa; Chordata; Actinopteri; Scatophagidae.